Messenger RNA from Fusarium venenatum, 612 nucleotides. RefSeq lists its product as uncharacterized. Gene Ontology annotation, biological process: regulation of DNA-templated transcription. Gene Ontology annotation, cellular component: histone deacetylase complex. The record is from RefSeq and is a predicted model, not a curated record. Gene Ontology annotation, molecular function: protein binding; transcription coregulator activity. NCBI's taxonomy places the organism in Eukaryota, Fungi, Ascomycota, Sordariomycetes, Hypocreales, Nectriaceae.
UUGAAGGACGAUUUCAUCGUCCUUCUUCUCUACGACGACUCAGAUUACUACUAUCGACAUCGACGCACUUUUCCACAGCCCACCAUGCCACCCGCUAAAUCCUCCCGCAAUCACGACGACUCCAAGUCGGACGCUCCCAAUUCCAAAGAAAAAGGUGGAAACGGCCAUUCUUCAACAAAGAUGCGCAGAAACGCCAGUCAACAAAACCACUCUCAUCUUCGAGAGGUUCAGAAUGCUGCUGCUGCUGUUCCUCAGCCGCCUGCUGAGCCUGUUCCUCCUAGCCUACAAUGGGCUUCCUUCGAACGAAACGUCCUCCAUGCCUACCGUCGCGAGCACCGUCUGAAUACCCCAACCUCUUUCUCCAACCCAUACUGCCAAUGGAUCCUGUCGCAGCCCAACAGCGUUGGUUUACACUCUCCGACCAUGGUCCGACGUCGACAAGCCCGGCGACAAAGCAAAGACCAGCUUGCGCUCUCUGUGCGCAAACAUUUUAAUGGAAUGGGCGUCCAGGAGAACGAUGUGAUCGUCGACUUUAUUUACAAGAUUCGUCACGACCCCAAUCGUAUCUCUAAACCAUACGUGGGCGGCAAGAAUACGAACUUUAUGAAAUGA